ACUUGUAUGUAAUGACGCCGCUCUGAAAUCCUACCUAGGUAGCAUGCGUUGAAUCUACGUUUACUUUCCCUCUUGUACUGUGUUCGUGACCGUAAUAUCGAACAUCUGUCUGUCAUGGUUCACGUCGAAGAUUCUCUUCAACUCCCCAGAGACUUUGAAGGUUUCGGCGAAGGUGGCCAUGACGCACAAUGGCCAAACGGCGCCCGUAUAGCAGUUUCCUUUGUACUUAACUAUGAGGAAGGCGGCGAGAGAAACCCCAUGGAUGGCGAUGGCAUUAGCGAACCCUACCUGUGGGAGAAAGGCCCUUCGGGCGGUGGCAGGGAACAGCGCCAUCUGAACGGUGAGCAAGACUACGAAUAUGGUAGCCGGUGCGGCGCUUGGCGGAUACUACGCCUCAUGAAGGAGUUCGGCUGGAACAUGACCCUUUGGGCCAUUGCAGUGGCCAUGGAGAGAAAUCCUACGUUUGCAAAAGCUUGCGUAAGAGACGGCCAUGAAAUUGGGGCUCAUGGGUAUAGAUGGCUUGACAUAUGGGACUAUUCACUCGAAGAUGAUAAGGCGUAUAUCAAGAAGACAUGUAAAGCCUUGGAGGCGGCAACUGGCGAAUUUCCGGUAGGAGCAUACUUUGGCAGAGGCACGCCAAAUACAGCCAGCCUGCUCCCAAUCAUGUGGAAAGAGAUGGGUCACAAAAUGCUCUACACAUCGGAAGUCUAUAACGAAGACUCGCCAUAUUGGAUCGAUCUUCCCUGGGAGAAGCAACUGCCUGAAUCGGAGAAAGAGGGCCUGCUGAUGAUGCCGUACAACUACGAUUGCAAUGACGGAAAGUUCCACAUGCUUCCUGGUUUCGUAAGCUCAGCAGGGGCAGUGUACGAACAGUAUCUCAAGGAUACGUUUGACUGCUUAUACAGAGAAGGCGGUAAGAUGAUGACCAUCCCUUUGCAUUCUCGAAUAGCUGGCAAGCCAGGAAGGUCGGAGAGUCUAAGAAACUUCAUGAAGUAUAUCUCACAGAAGGAACAUGUGUGGGUUGCGACACGUAGGGAUAUUGCGAAACACUAUCGCGAGACUUUUCCUUACAAGUCCGGGUCGAAGACUGGUGGUUUAUAGAUCUCUUCGUAUGAAUCUAGAUCGAAACGAUAAUUUGGCCACGCGAAUCAUGGGCUAGAAGACGUAAUGGCACUCCAAACGUACCCGGGUCAUGCAUUUGGGUGCGCCGAUUUCUUACUACACAUGCCACCUGGGCAACCUGGCAAGUUAGUCGUGGGGA
Messenger RNA from Alternaria rosae, 1261 nucleotides. RefSeq names its product chitin deacetylase 1. Gene Ontology annotation, biological process: carbohydrate metabolic process. Lineage: Eukaryota; Fungi; Ascomycota; Dothideomycetes; Pleosporales; Pleosporaceae. The transcript has 4 exons. The coding region runs from base 115 to 1101 and encodes 328 amino acids. Gene Ontology annotation, molecular function: hydrolase activity, acting on carbon-nitrogen (but not peptide) bonds. The record is from RefSeq and is a predicted model, not a curated record.